CCUCUUGGCAAUUAUAGUUGUUCUUACCCUUGGCUUGUGUUCUAAUUAAAGUCGUUCUGUCUCCAUAGUUCCGUAAUAAUUUCCUUUUUCGUCAAGUAUCCAAUCGUUUUCUUUAAUACAUCUUAUUCUCUUCACCUAUUUUAUCGCAACAGUUUUGAGUUUCAGAUAGAACCUUUUUCUUCAGUGUCUCGUGACAUUUGGUAAUAUAUCCAAUAAAAAAUUAUUGUUAGUGACUGAUUGUCAGUGGAGAGAGUAAUUUUGCCGCGUGAUAAAAUCCACAAUCAGAUAUCAGCUGCUCACCAAUGAGUGAGGGGAGCAGUGCUUGGCAAAGACAAAACCGUGGAACACGAGCAACAAACCGACAUUGUUUUACCUCAUCUGGAAGGUACCUGCCAGUCUUACCUUGGACCCCAAUUUCCUACGAAUCAUCGAUCACGGAGCACUUUAGAAUCGCAGGAUUCAGCCAUGGGGCUCGACUUCCUGGCAGACGGAGGUGCAGACUUCGAGCAUGCCAUCACCGUUACAGGUUUCGGCAAAUUCCACUACAUGCUGCUAGCCAUUUGCGGUCUGAUUUAUAUGGACACUGCAAUUGGAGUGACAAUUCUAUCAUUUGUUCUCCCGGCAGCACAAUGCGACCUUCAAAUGGAUUCAACGUCCAAGGGUUGGCUCACCGCAUCACCCAUGCUAGGGAUGGUGAUAGGAUCCUAUUUUUGGGGGUGCCUGGCUGAUACAAAGGGCCGCAAAAUUGUUCUGAUUGCCACAUUAAUGAUGGACGGAAUAGUAGGAGUAAUUUCCUCUUUUGUUCAACACUUUUGGGUUUUCCUGAUCCUCAGGUUUUUCAACGGGUUUGCGGUAACUGGAGCAAUGGGAAUAUGCUUCCCAUAUUUGGGUGAAUUUCAACCAACGAAAUAUCGUGAAAAAAUUCUCUGCUGGAUGGAAAUGUUCUGGACAAUUGGAGUCAUAGCUUUACCACUUAUUGCAUGGAUAAUUGUACCACUUGAUCUUCCCCCUACUUCUAUUGACUUUAAAUUUAAGUCUUGGAAUCUCUUUGUAGCCUUAUGUGCUUUUCCUUCUCUCAUUUUAUCACUUUGGCUCUUUGCUUUCCCUGAAAGCCCAAAAUUUCUUCUUGAAUGCGGAGAGACUGAUAAAGCUUUGAAAGUGUUCAAGUGGAUCUAUGCACAAAAUACUGGAAGUGACCCUGAUUCAUAUCCUAUUAAAUCUCUCCAAGAAAAAAAGACCAAUCCAAAAGACAAGAGCACACGAUCUUUAAGGCUGCAUAAACGUAAAGAUCUUAAGGUUCUUUGCUCGGAAGUCUGGGAACUGACAAAAUCUCUUUGCAAACCUCCUUAUCUUCGUAAUACAGUUCUAGCAUGUGCAAUACAAUUUGGACUAACUAGCAGUUAUUAUACUUUAAUGGUAUGGUUUCCUGAAUUAUUUACAAGAUUUGACGAAUUUGAAAAAGAACAUCCAGGUGAAACUACAUCAGUGUGUAUCGUUUCUGCAUUGUCACCUAAUGACACUAAUACUGACCCUUAUGGCUGUCAUACAAUCAUUACUCCUGAUGUCUAUCUACAUACUGUUUAUAUCGGUCUUGCUUGUUUGCCAGGCUCAAUCAUACUUCCUAUCUUCAUUCAUAAAGUUGGAGCCAAAGUUUUUCUCAUCGUGUCAUUGAUAAUUUCUGGUGCGGUGACCAUUGGAUUUUACUACGUCGUCAAUGCCGAUCAAAAUCUCAUUCUUUCAUGUAUUUUUGAAGCUUUGACGUCUUUAGGAAUUUCUCUAGUCUACUGUGUGAUUGUAGAUAUGUUCCCAACAAAUCUCAGGGUAAUGGCAGCAGCGUUGUCAUUGACCAUGGGAAGAUUGGGAGCUCUUGUUGGAAAUCUAAUUUUUGGAUAUCUCAUUGAUCUUGCUUGUGUGGUACCUGUUGCCCUAUUUGCAUCAUUCUUAUUUAUGUGUGGAUUACUCUCCGUCUUAUUACCAAGAACUGUUUCUUAUUUUGAUUUAAACAUGACUAUUAAAGUAAUUUCGACUGAUUCUCAAUCACCUGAACGUGAUGCAGAAAUUGCAGUAGAAUUGGCUGGUUUUGGAAAAUUUAAUAUCAAAGUAGUGAUCGUUUGUGGUCUUAUUUUCAUGAAUACAGGAUUCAGUAUAAGUAGUGUAGGUUUGGUUCUUCCAUCUGCAGCAUGUGAUUUUAAUUUAACGACCAUUGAUAAAGGACGUAUUAGUGCUGCUCCAAUGCUUGGAAUGUUCGUUGGAGCGUACUUCUGGGGUUGUUUAGCAGAUAUUGAAGGACGAAAAGUAGCACUAGUAGUAGCAUUAUUCUGCCAUGGAAUCAUUGAAUUCAUAUCAUCUGUAAUUCCUAACUUUUGGGGAUACUUAGCUUUAAAAUUUCUCAGUGGUGUUGCGAUAAAUGGCCAAACUAAUAUUCUCUUCACUUAUCUUGGGGAAUUCCAAUCUGCAAAAAUGAGGGAAAGGAUUCUCUGUUGGAUGGAGAUGGCUUGGUCUCUUGGAUUAAUUGUUUUGCCAUUGGUUGGAUGGGUCAUCAUUCCUCUAAAAAUCGAUUUCGUGAGUGGCGUUUUCUUUUUCCGAUCAUGGAAUCUUUUUGUGGCAAUUUGUUCUAUUCCAUCUAUUAUGAUAGGAUUAUGGCUUCUUACUUUUCCCGAAACUCCUAAAUAUCUUGCAGAAGUUGGAAAAGAUACCAGAUUUUCUAGUGCAUUGGAACGAAUGUAUAAAGAAAAUUCAGGAAAAUCGUUUGAGGAUUAUCUGGAAAAAGUGGCAAAAAGCGGCUGUGAAAGUCUGAACACUCGAUUAAAAUCAGUACAAACAGCUACAAACGAGGGUCGACGCAUUACAAGAACUGACCAAUCAGUCGCUAUAGUUAAAGGCAUUUAUUCACAGUCAUUGACAUUAAUCAAACCUCCUUAUUUAUUAAAGACGUCAAUUACAUGUUCUUUAAUGUUCUGUAUUGCUUCUUCAUAUUAUGCACUCAUGCUCUGGUUUCCCGAACUUUUUCAAAGGUUUGCUCGCUUUGAAAAUGAUUAUCCUGGAGAAUCUACUAGUGUUUGCAAAAUUUCACAAUAUCAGUUAACAACUAAUGCUACGAUUCCAGAAAGUACUGAAUGCGUGUCAGAGAUUCCAACAGAAGUUUAUGUGCAUACAUUAAUUCUAGGAGUAGCAUGUGUACCUUUAAGCAUGAUUUUGCCAUUGUUUGUCAACAAACUUGGUUACAAAUUUUAUUUAGUUAUAUCAUGUUUCCUAGCUUCAGGAGCAACCGUUGGAUUAUUUUUUGUUAAAAAUUCUUUACAAAAUCUUAUCCUUUCAUGUAUAUUCGAAGCUUUCUCAUCUGUAGGAUUGAGUAUUGUGCUUUGUAUAGUGGUAGAUCUCUACCCAACGAACUUAAGGUCAAUGGCAGCUGCACUUUGUAGCGCAUUUGCACGCUUAGGUGGAUUAAUUGGCAAUUCGUUAUUUGGAUAUUUAAUUGAUGCAAAUUGUAUGACAUUAAUUAUCAUGAUUGCAGUACAAUUAUUGAUUUGUGGUAUCCUAGGCUUAUUGGUUCCACUAAAAAAGAAAACGAGGAAUGUAAUGAAAUCUUCAAUUGCAUCAUAGGUACCAAAUUCAUUAUUUCACUCAUCUUAUCAUUUCCAUUCAUUACUAAAUAUAAGACUAGUGUUAUAAAAUACUUCUAGAGAAUUAUCUUAUAUGUUUAAGCAACUAUAG
Chelonus insularis is the source of this 3714-nucleotide messenger RNA. RefSeq lists its product as uncharacterized. Bases 466 to 3603 code for a protein of 1045 amino acids. Gene Ontology annotation, cellular component: membrane. Gene Ontology annotation, molecular function: transmembrane transporter activity. The record is from RefSeq and is a predicted model, not a curated record. Lineage: Eukaryota; Metazoa; Arthropoda; Insecta; Hymenoptera; Braconidae. The transcript has 19 exons. Gene Ontology annotation, biological process: transmembrane transport.